This is a messenger RNA of Wasmannia auropunctata (little fire ant), 3572 nucleotides long. RefSeq names its product zinc finger protein OZF-like. NCBI's taxonomy places the organism in Eukaryota, Metazoa, Arthropoda, Insecta, Hymenoptera, Formicidae. Gene Ontology annotation, molecular function: RNA polymerase II cis-regulatory region sequence-specific DNA binding; DNA-binding transcription factor activity. The transcript is spliced from 2 exons. The record is from RefSeq and is a predicted model, not a curated record. Bases 968 to 2002 code for a protein of 344 amino acids. Gene Ontology annotation, biological process: regulation of transcription by RNA polymerase II.
GUGAGGAGAAAAAUAGAGAAUGUACAUUUAUAAAUGUUAUACAGGGUAUUUCUAUAGAAAUCUAAUGUUUUUUCGAUCUUAGAUGCUAAUAGCUCAGCUAAAAAAAUGUAAAUUAUUUAUAUCGAAUAUUGGAAAUCAAAAUUUUAAUCAAUUAAAUUUUAUGACUAACGGAUCAAACGCUUUUAAUUACAGUAUUUUUUUUAUAGAAUAGAGUUUUAAUUAAUAUUAAUUUUUAAGUUGAAAAUCAACUUAUCUGCAAGAGUAUUUAACAUUAAAAAUUAUGGAGGCACAGCAAAAUUUUACUUUGAUAAUCAAACUUAUUAGGAGAAGGCGACUGACUUAAAAUUUGUCAAAUCUCUUAAUUGAAUUUAUGGCUCGUAUGAUAAUAAUGCAACAUUUUGUAAAUACUGUAAGCAAGAAAUAGUGAGAUUAUGCACCUAUAGGAGAAACGAAAAUGUGGUAUGGUUGUUAAUAUAAUUAGUAUUGUUUUAAGACUAGGCAUUUUAUUGAUGAACACAAUAUGAACACAGUAUACGUAUUAAUAUUAAGAAAGCCUAGAAUAUAAGCGGUAUUUUGUAGAAUUGUAUGUUACAAGGGUCAUGUAAGCAAGGCUGCAAGUACAACAAAUGGUACAGAAGACAAUGGUGUUCGCUCGCGAAUAAUCCAUUGUAUAAUAGACAUCGAUGAGAAACGGUAGAAUGCAGAUGGCUACGUAAUAAAGAGAAUACUGGAAAUCACAAGUGAGAGGCGCUUUAUUAACUACCCAACUUCCAUACAAUCGAGCACGAGUGUUCAGCUGAUCGUCCCUGUACAUAUCUCGCUUACCACAUAUUUUGUGUCAAAACUCACGGUGCUGCCUCAGGAUCGGCAGCAAUGCAGUCCCAGCGAGUUCAAGCAGAUCUUUGUCCGGGGUCAUACGCAGUUACUGAUAGCGGAACCGUUGCACUCGAAGGUGGAGACGACGGAAAUGCUCGCUCUUGACGCUCACGAGAGCGUCCUGCAGUGCGAAUUCUGCGGUGACAGUUUCGUCUCCGAACAGGCUCUUAAUUUGCACUUAGAGACGCACGAGUCCCAUUCGGAAGAGUCCCAAGCGCAGCCGCAGCAGGACGAGCAAUUGGUCUGCGAGAAUUGCGGCUGCAGCUUCGCGACGACGUUGGAGCUGUAUGAACACCAGAAGGAACACCUUUCCGAGGAGGAGUGUUUCAGCUGCGACAACUGCGGCUACCUGACCUCGGUCAGGGAGAGCCUGAUCGCCCACGAGCGGCGGUGCCACGUGUCCGAUUACAAGUAUCAGUGCGAGGUGUGCGGCGAGCAGUUUCAGAGCAAGAGCAACUGCCAGGUACACAUGCUGUCGCACUCGCGUGAAAAGCCGUUUCAGUGCGACGUGUGUAACGCCACGUUUCGCUACCGCCAAGGUCUACGGCUGCACACGAAGCUGCAUCAGCCGGAUUACGUGCCGCCGCAGAGGAAGCACCACUGCGAGCUGUGUAACAAGCGUUUCUCCCGAAAGCAGGUGUUGCUGGUACACAUGAAGACUCACGGCAAUGUGGGACCGCAAAAUGAAUAUGUGUGCAAGACGUGCGGCAAGUCCGUGUCCAGCAAGACUUAUCUCGCGGUGCAUCUACGGAAGCACACCGGCGAGAAGCCACACGUUUGCGACAUUUGUGGCAAGGGUUUCAUCUCGCAGAAUUACCUGAGCGUGCACCGUCGCACGCACACAGGCGAGAAGCCUCAUCAGUGCACCCACUGCAACAAAAGGUUUACUCAACGGACUACGUUGGUGGUGCAUCUACGGGGUCAUACGGGCGAUCGACCUUAUCCCUGCACGUGCUGUCACAAAUCGUUCGCUUCGAAAACGAUGCUGAACUCGCAUCUGAAAACGCACGCGAAACAAAACGCCCGGCAGCAGCAGGAGCAGCAGCAACAGCAGGUACAGCAGCAGCAGAGUUCGCAGCAGCAACAAGAAUCAUUGCCGCUCGAAACCGUCACUAUAAUGUUGUAGUUAGGACAAUUUUACUAAAAUAGACCCAUAUUUUUUUAUGUAAUUUAGUUUGUGUGCUUUUUUUUAUGUUUUAUCAACGCUUAGGUGAUAUUAGCAGAUGUGAAGAAAACGCUAGAUAUAAAAUGACUGGUACUUUGCAAUCUACACAAAUCGAUAAGCUUUUGAAUUCUAGAGGAUAACUGGUGGAAGUAUAUUGUAAGGCACAAACUCGCUUUUGUAGUGAUAUUUUUUACGCCAUGUAAAAUUAGAUGGAAAGUAUGCUUGUAACAUGCAUUGAUUUGUUAAAAUACGAACAAAUAUUUUUAUCGAGUUAGGGUCUCUCUUAAAUGGAAUCAGUGUAUUAUGACUGAAAGUAGUGAAGAGUAAAGUAGAAGUUGUCAACUAUUGUGUAACAUUGCAUUUUUAGUGAAAUCUUACUGGAAGCAAUUACGUUGUUUUGUGAUAUUAGACUGCUGCAAAUCGUGAACAGUAGCAGGUUUAGAUAAAUAAAAUGUAACAUAUGAUUCUCAGUUUGAAUAAUAGUUACAGCUUUAAAUGUGACAAUCUCUCCUAAAAAAUAGUAAUUUAACAUACAGAAAACCUUCUAAACUAUAUAUAACGCGAAUAUGUAUAAUUAAUUUUACAAAUUAUAUAAUAAAUUGUAAAAUUUAGUUUUCUUAGUUAUCAGUGAGAAGAUGAAAGAGCAAAGUGUGAGUAUCAUUGAAUCACCUACAUUGAAAAUAAAAAAUGAAAUACUGAUAUUUAGUGAAGUCCUGCAUUAUCUUGUUUUAAUUAUCGAAAUUUUCACUGAUUCAGUUUAAGAGAGGUAGGUACCUCGCAUUUCUCUGAAAAGUCUGACAGAUGAUAUUGUUGAUGUUUAUACACAAUAUCUAAUUUUAAAGAAUUACAAGAUAAUGCCAACUAUUUAUUGUGGUUGGUGAGUAGUUAUCGAUCAAAGAAUCAUUAAACAAAAUAUCUUGCAAACUAUGUAAUGCAAGAUCUUCAUUAAAAAAUAAAUUAUUUUGUAAAAGUUAAUCAAAUUUUGAAAGAUUUACCAAUGAAAUAUUAGUUAGUUUUAGAAACAGAUCAUGAAGACAUCGAAAUAAUAAGAAAUCGAACCAAUAAAUAGUUCUCAUUUGCAUAUUCACAAUACUGAUCUAUAUACUGAUCAGUGGUUUGUUUAUCACGUUCAAAAACAUCAGAAAACGCAAGUGACAUCACAAACUGUAAUAAACCGUCCAUAAUUUUUUAAUUAUAUUAUUGACACAGUAUUUUUUUAAAUUUAUGCUUAUAUUUUUAUUUAUAAUGCGACUUAUAGACAGAUGAUUAUUUAUUCAAUAUUUACUACGUGCGCAUCUUUAUAGAAGAUCAUUAAUGAUAUGUUCUAGUGUAAAUAAUUGUACACUCUUAAAAUGAGUGUGAUACUUGCCUUAUUGUUACAAAUGUUUAUUAAACAAUUACCGGAAAUAAAAUUCCAGUGCCUUUAUUGUUAUAUAUAUCAUUGUUUAAAUAAAAGAAAGUUAUAUAUAAUUAUAUAACACGAUUAUAUGUAAAAUUACUGGAAUAAAUCUAUUAUAGAUGAUUAAUGAUA